Hemisphaericaspora subhashii is the source of this 2547-nucleotide messenger RNA. RefSeq names its product mRNA-binding protein (gene PUF3). The record is from RefSeq and is a predicted model, not a curated record. The coding region runs from base 1 to 2547 and encodes 848 amino acids. NCBI's taxonomy places the organism in Eukaryota, Fungi, Ascomycota, Pichiomycetes, Serinales, Debaryomycetaceae. Gene Ontology annotation, molecular function: mRNA 3'-UTR binding. Gene Ontology annotation, cellular component: cytoplasm. The transcript has a single exon. Gene Ontology annotation, biological process: nuclear-transcribed mRNA catabolic process, deadenylation-dependent decay.
AUGCCUUCAGAAACUAUUUGGUCAAGUACAAGCACAUCUCCUAUGCAAUCAAAUGUUACUUUGAAUCCUCAAUAUAAAUCAGUUUUAGAUCAAGUUGAUCCGGAAGUUGCGAAAUUAUUCACAAAUUCAAAUCCAUUAGAUUCACUUAAUGCUGCUGGUGCAUCUUCUUCAGAAAGAAGAUUCUCAUUUAAUGACGGAAGUGAUAUUGAUUCAAAUAAUUUAUUUGGUUUGAAAAGAGGUGCAUUUUCUGCCAUUACCGCCCCAGUUGCAAAUACCAACAACAACAAUAAUAACCCAAAUGGUAAACGUAUCAAUUUUGGUACUGCUUCAAUUAGUGGUGGUAUUACCAGUAGACAUCCACCACAAGAUAGUUUCUUACAAAAAUUCUCUGCUGUUGCUGACGCAACUAGAGAAAUUGAAUUGGGUAAGUUAACUUUAAGUGAUUCUCCAUCAAGAAGAACUAGUUUUAAUGAAAAUAUUAAGUCUAUUGGUGUUUUAUCUUCUCCUCAUGGUUCAUUGAAUGAAAACUUAAAUAUGCCAGCUCCAAGAAGUUCUAGACAUCAAUCAAUUAGUGAUAAAAUUGAUCAUUAUAAUAAUAGUUCUCCAAUUCAAACAACUGCUGCUCUUUCAGUUAACUCAGAUUUGAAUUCCAAUGGUGGUGAUCAAACUGCAAAUGCAACUCAAAGAUUUUGGAAUCCUGCAGCUGCAACUUCAUUUACUCCAUCUUCUUAUAACUAUUUUAUGGAUAAUGGAUUGCCAGUCCCUCCUCCACCUCCUCCUCAAGGACCACAUCUUCAAGGCGCGGUUCCGCCACCUCCGCCACCACCACAAGGGUUCUACCGUCCAGGAACUAAUAUGAUGCCACCGAUCAGUCCACCACCUCCAUUUAUGAUUCCUUCUCCUCCACCACAAUUCAUGGAUCCUGGUUUAUAUAAUAUGAUGGCAUAUGGUUCUUUCCCACCCGUCCAACAACAACAACAACAAUCAGAAGAUACCGAAGAAGGUAAUGAAGUACCAACUGAUAAGAAUCAAGAUGAAGACAAGAAGGAUGAACAAUUAAAAGAAAAAUCUUCAAUUAAUGUAACUGGUGGAAUUGGACUUAUGAAUCGUCAAUUUUCUCCAGCUUCAUUUAUGUUUCAACCAUUUAAUCCAUAUCUGAUGUAUCAACAAUCUCCUCCACCACCACCACCUCCAGGACAAGUUCCAUCCGGACCAGUUCCACCUCAAACCCGUAUGUCUCCUCCACCUCCACAUCCUCCAAUUCCCCAAGCGUCAGGUCCAGUUCCUGCAGCUGUUGCCCAAUCAGAAAGAACUUCCAACAGAACAAAUACUCCUCCUCAAUCAUCUGGAAAUGGAAACCAAAAGAGAAAAGGCGGUAGUGGUUUGGCAUCCACCAAAGGGAACAAAUCUUCAACUCCAGGUGGAUCAGGUACUGGUGGUGGUGGAAAUCAUAUUUAUCGUUCUCCACUCUUGGAAGAAGUUAGAUCAAAUCCUAAGGAUAAAGAAUUUUAUUUAAAAGAUAUCUAUGGACAUGCAAUUGAAUUCACCAAGGAUCAACAUGGAUCGAGAUUCAUUCAAACUAAAUUACCUCAAGCUAGUGAUGAAGAAAAAGAAGUCAUUUUUAAUGAGAUUAGAGAUAUUGCGUAUGAAUUGAUGACUGAUGUUUUCGGGAAUUAUGUCAUUCAGAAAUAUUUCGAAUUUGGAACCAAGACCCAAAAACAAGUUUUGUUGGAACAAAUGUUGGGACAUAUUUAUGAAUUAUCAUUACAAAUGUAUGGAUGUAGGGUUGUACAACGUGCAUUGGAAGCUAUUGAAUUAGAUGGUCAGAUUAAGAUUAUUGAAGAAUUAAGAGAUCAUAUUUUGGUUUGUUCAAAAGAUCAGAAUGGGAAUCAUGUUAUUCAAAAAUCUAUUGAAAUGAUUAAACCUUUCAAUAAAAUUAGAUUUAUUUUGACUAGUUUGGAUAGUCAAAUUUAUCAUUUAUCGACUCAUCCUUAUGGUUGUAGAGUUAUUCAACGAUUAUUGGAAUUUUCAAGUCUUGAAGAUCAAAAAGCAAUUUUGGAUGAAUUGAAUAGAUUUAUCUUUUAUUUAAUUCAAGAUCAAUAUGGUAAUUAUGUCAUGCAACAUAUUUUAGAACAUGGUAAACCUGAUGAACGUGAAGAAAUCUUAAAAGUUGUCCUUGGAUCAGUUGUUAAUUUCUCCAAACAUAAAUUCGCAUCUAAUGUUAUUGAAAAAUGUAUUAAAUUCGGUGAUGUUGCUCAAAGAAAACGGAUUUUGAAUGAAGUAAUGUUGGACAAUUUAGAUUAUAAGGUUGAAUUAGUAAGUGAUGAUUCUCCAUUAGCUUUAAUGAUGAAGGAUCAAUAUGCAAAUUAUGUUAUUCAAAAAUUAGUUGAAGCAUUUGAUGGUAAGAGUGAAGAAAAGAGGAUUUUGGUUACUAAAUUAAGACAAUAUUUGAAACAGAUUUCUAGUAAGAAUAAUUAUGGGAAGCAUUUGGCUUCAGUUGAAAAGAUGAUUAUCGUAGCUGAAACUGCUUUAGAUGAAGCGAGAUAA